GGUCGGAUAUUAUAAAUACCCGAACCAUUGUUCAGAUCUCCCCCACCUUAUUUUCUUCGUUGUUCAUCGAUUUCUCCUCUACUUAUCUUCUCUCGCAGAGUCUCCCUUCCUCGAAUUUCCAAAAUGAGUAACCAAGCUGAAUCCUCUGACUCCAAGGGAACCAAGAGGGAUUUCAGUACUGCUAUUCUGGAGCGCAAGAAGGCUCCGAAUCGGCUUGUCGUCGAUGAGGCCACUAACGAUGACAAUUCCGUCGUGUCGAUGCACCCUGAGACAAUGGAAAAGCUGCAGCUUUUCCGUGGCGACACGAUCCUCAUUAAGGGUAAGAAAAGGAGGGAUACAAUCUGUAUAGCCCUUGCUGACGACACAUGUGAUGAACCGAAGAUUAGGAUGAAUAAAGUCGUCAGAUCAAACCUGAGGGUUAGACUUGGUGACGUUGUUUCUGUGCACCAAUGCCCGGACGUCAAAUAUGGGAAACGUGUGCACAUACUCCCUGUGGAUGACACCAUUGAAGGAGUGACUGGCAAUCUGUUCGAUGCAUAUCUGAAGCCUUAUUUCUUAGAAGCAUAUCGCCCAGUCAGGAAAGGGGAUCUCUUCAUUGUUAGAGGUGGGAUGAGGAGUGUUGAAUUUAAGGUAAUUGAGACUGACCCGGCAGAGUAUUGUGUCGUUGCCCCAGACACAGAGAUAUUUUGUGAAGGAGAGCCAGUGAAAAGGGAGGAUGAAGAUAGGUUGGAUGAAGUCGGUUAUGAUGAUGUUGGUGGAGUGAGGAAACAGAUGGCUCAAAUACGAGAACUAGUAGAACUUCCAUUGAGACACCCACAGCUUUUCAAGUCUAUUGGUGUGAAACCACCAAAGGGCAUUUUAUUGUAUGGACCUCCCGGUUCUGGGAAGACAUUGAUAGCUAGGGCUGUUGCUAAUGAGACUGGUGCUUUCUUCUUCUGUAUUAAUGGCCCAGAAAUUAUGUCUAAACUAGCUGGGGAGAGUGAAAGUAAUCUUAGGAAGGCAUUUGAAGAAGCUGAGAAGAAUGCACCAUCUAUCAUCUUCAUUGAUGAAAUUGAUUCCAUAGCUCCUAAACGAGAGAAAACGCAUGGUGAGGUUGAACGUCGGAUUGUUUCCCAGCUCUUGACGCUUAUGGAUGGUUUGAAGUCCCGUGCUCAUGUUAUCGUUAUUGGGGCUACAAAUAGGCCUAACAGCAUUGAUCCCGCUCUGAGAAGGUUUGGAAGGUUUGAUAGGGAAAUUGAUAUUGGUGUUCCAGAUGAAGUUGGGCGACUGGAGGUUCUUCGCAUUCACACAAAGAACAUGAAGCUCUCUGAAGAUGUUGAUUUGGAAAGGAUUGCAAAGGACACUCAUGGGUAUGUUGGUGCUGAUCUUGCAGCUCUAUGCACUGAAGCUGCUCUUCAGUGCAUCAGAGAAAAAAUGGAUGUGAUUGACUUGGAAGAUGAAACGAUAGAUGCUGAGAUACUUAACUCUAUGGCUGUUACGAAUGAGCAUUUCAUGACUGCUCUUGGGUCAAGCAAUCCCUCUGCUUUACGUGAAACGGUUGUUGAAGUGCCCAAUGUCACUUGGGGUGACAUUGGUGGCCUUGAAAAUGUCAAGAGGGAGCUUCAAGAGACUGUUCAAUAUCCUGUUGAGCAUCCUGAGAAGUUUGAGAAGUUUGGUAUGUCACCAUCAAAAGGAGUUCUUUUCUAUGGCCCCCCUGGUUGUGGGAAAACCCUCCUUGCUAAGGCAAUUGCAAAUGAAUGCCAAGCAAACUUCAUCAGUGUCAAGGGUCCAGAGUUGCUCACCAUGUGGUUUGGAGAGAGUGAGGCUAAUGUACGAGAAAUCUUUGACAAGGCCCGCCAAUCUGCACCUUGUGUCCUCUUUUUUGAUGAGCUUGAUUCCAUUGCUACACAGAGGGGAAGCAGUAUUGGAGAUGCAGGAGGUGCUGCUGAUAGGGUUCUGAACCAACUCCUGACUGAAAUGGAUGGCAUGUCUGCAAAGAAGACGGUCUUUAUAAUUGGUGCCACCAAUAGGCCUGAUAUCAUUGAUCCUGCACUCUUAAGGCCAGGCCGUCUUGAUCAAUUGAUCUACAUCCCGCUGCCAGAUGAGAACUCUCGAUACCAGAUCUUCAAGGCCUGUUUGAGAAAAUCACCUGUUGCUAAAGAUGUGGACCUCAGGGCUCUUGCCAAGUAUACUCAAGGAUUUAGCGGAGCUGAUAUUACAGAGAUAUGCCAGCGGGCAUGCAAAUAUGCCAUUAGAGAGAACAUUGAGAAAGAUAUAGAAAGGGAGAAGAGGAGAAGGGAGAACCCCGAGGCAAUGGAAGAGGAUGUGGAAGAUGAAGUGUCUGAGAUCAAGGCAGCUCACUUUGAGGAGUCAAUGAAGUAUGCACGUAGGAGUGUGAGUGAUGCAGAUAUCCGCAAGUACCAGGCAUUUGCACAGACAUUGCAGCAGUCAAGGGGUUUUGGCACUGAGUUUCGUUUCUCGGAGGCUGGAACUGGUGCUACUGGGUCUGAUGCAUUUGCAACUUCUGCUGGUGUGGCCGACGAAGAUGAUCUCUACAGUUAAGAUCUUUUGUUUGUUACUUUGUUUUAUAACCUACGUUACUAUACGCUGAUGUUAUGUGCAUCUAAUGGGGGGGGGGGGGGGUUAAAGCUUUACGGGGUAGGGACACUGGGUGUCUCCAGUUUAAAACUCGUAUUUAUAUUUUUUGUUGUUAUUAUAACAAUAGAGAUGGGGAAUUGAGGGUUGGCCAUUUCUUCUGGGGCCAGCCAUCUUAAUUCCGAAUUCAUCAACAAUUGCUUUUAAGGAAAGAAUCAUGUGGUUGAUAUUUUCUGGUUAAAAUCCAUCUAGUAUUUGUGCCAAUAAAACUUGAAUUCUGGUGGUA
This is a messenger RNA of Nelumbo nucifera (sacred lotus), 2860 nucleotides long. RefSeq names its product cell division cycle protein 48 homolog. Gene Ontology annotation, cellular component: cytosol; nucleus; VCP-NPL4-UFD1 AAA ATPase complex. The record is from RefSeq and is a predicted model, not a curated record. Gene Ontology annotation, biological process: retrograde protein transport, ER to cytosol; mitotic spindle disassembly; autophagosome maturation. Lineage: Eukaryota; Viridiplantae; Streptophyta; Magnoliopsida; Proteales; Nelumbonaceae. Gene Ontology annotation, molecular function: ATP binding; ATP hydrolysis activity; polyubiquitin modification-dependent protein binding.